Molecule: messenger RNA, 2450 nt
Organism: Lactuca saligna
Lineage: Eukaryota; Viridiplantae; Streptophyta; Magnoliopsida; Asterales; Asteraceae
Source: the annotation of a GenBank genome assembly
UUUUUUUCUCUCUCUCUAUUGAACAAGAAAAAGUGGGUAUUCUUUUCAUUUUUCAUUUUUCUUUUUAAAUUUUCUUGUAUUUUCCAUUUCCUUCACAUAUAAAGCCGCCACUCCUCUGCUCUUCCAUCAAUUCAUUCAUCCAUUGUCUCCCAAACAUACAAUACAAUACAAAUCUGAUUUCUUCCAUCAUCUUCUAAGUUUAACAUAUCUCAACAAGCAACUAUUCUAACAUGAAUUGCGCUCAAGCACACUCCAAAAACCUUCAAAAGGGCGGAAAGAAGGAGAUGAAGUACGUUUUGGUCACCGGAGGAGUUGUUAGCGGACUGGGGAAAGGCGUCACUGCUAGCAGUAUCGGCCUUCUUCUUCAAGCCUGCGAUCUUCGCGUUACUUCCAUUAAAAUUGAUCCGUAUCUGAACACAGAUGCAGGAACUAUGUCCCCUUUCGAACAUGGAGAAGUCUUUGUUUUAGACGAUGGAGGAGAGGUGGAUUUGGACCUAGGAAACUACGAGCGAUUUCUUGAUAUCAAGUUAACACGUGAUAAUAACAUCACAACAGGGAAGAUUUAUCAGUAUGUGAUUGAUAAAGAGAGGAAAGGAGAUUAUCUUGGAUCAACGGUUCAGGUUGUGCCACAUAUUACCGAUGCGAUUCAAGAUUGGAUCGAACGUGUGGCAGCGAUACCUGUUGAUGGGAAAGAUGGUUCGCCAGAUGUUUGUGUGAUUGAGUUGGGGGGUACUAUAGGGGAUAUCGAAUCCAUGCCGUUUAUUGAAGCUCUCGGACAAUUCUCUUAUCGUGUUGGUGCCGGGAAUUUUUGUUUAAUACAUGUGAGUCUUGUGCCGGUUUUAAAUGUUGUUGGUGAACCGAAAACAAAACCAACCCAACAUAGUGUUCGUAAGUUAAGGAGCUUGGGAUUAACACCGGACAUAUUAGCAUGUCGCAGCACAACGGAAUUGGAUGUGAGUUUGAAGGAAAAACUUUCAAGAUUUUGCCAUGUCCCGUUACAAAACAUAGUCAGUUUGUACGAUGUCCCCAAUAUUUGGCAUAUUCCUUUGCUCUUAAGAGACCAGAAGGUUCAUGAAUCAAUCCUGAAAACACUUAAUCUUCUAAGUGUGGUACGCAAACCGGUGUUAGGGGAAUGGACAGCCAUGGCUCAACGGUGUGACAUGUUACAAGAGCCAAUCAGAGUUGCCAUGGUUGGAAAGUACACCGGUCUUUCCGAUUCCUAUCUAUCUGUACUCAAGGCUUUAUUACACGCUUCGGUUGCUUGUAGAAGAAAGCUAGUAAUCAAUUGGGUUUCCGCUACUGAACUUGAAAAUUCAACCGCUUUAGAAAGUCCAGAUGUUUAUAAAGCUGCGUGGAACUCAUUGAAAGCCGCAGACGCUGUUGUUGUUCCAGGGGGUUUUGGCGAUAGGGGCGUUGAAGGGAAAAUAAUUGCAGCAAAAUACGCUCGUGAAAACAAAAUUCCAUAUCUUGGGAUUUGUUUAGGAAUGCAAAUUGCUGUGAUUGAGUAUGCGAGAUCUGUUCUUGGGUUACAAAAUGCAAAUAGCACUGAAUUUGAUCCUGAAACUAAAAACCCUUGUGUUAUAUUUAUGCCCGAGGGUUCAAAAACUCAUAUGGGUGGGACUAUGAGGCUUGGAUCUAGGAAGACGUAUUUUCAUGCCACAGAUUGCAAAUCAGCUCAACUAUAUGGAAAUCAGAGCUUCAUUAGUGAGAGACACAGGCAUCGAUAUGAAGUGAAUCCGGAUAUGGUGUCACAACUAGAAAAAAGUGGACUUAGUUUCACAGGGAAAGAUGAGACUGGUCAGAGAAUGCAGAUUGUUGAACUCGCGAGUCAUCCGUAUUUUGUGGGAGUUCAAUUCCAUCCGGAAUUCAAGUCUAGACCAAGGAAACCUUCGCCACUUUUCAUAGGACUUAUCGCAGCAGCUUGUGGGCAGUUGGAUGCCUUGUUGAAAAAGAACAUUGGCAUGAAGGUGAACAUCGGGUAUACUAAUAAUAACAAUAAUGCCAUUGGGAAGGGGGGUCUCGGGGUUAUCGCCACAUCAUCGAUAUGGUAACGUGAAGGUGAAUGUAAACGUGAAUGUAAACAAUGGUUUGCAUGUGUGAAAAAAGGAGUUUGUUGUUAUAAGAAUAUUAUAGCUUAGGACUCCUUUUGAGAAAAAAAAAAAAAAAAGAAACGAGGUUAUGGUUUUGUAUAGUAUGGAUCGAUGGAUGGAUGGAUGGAUGGAGCAGGCAUCCGGUGUUUUUUAAGUUCGGAAGAGCCUUGUGUUUUGUAGUGGAGAAGUUGUAAUGGUAGUUUAAAGAACCCUUCUACUCUAUAGUUUUCUAUAAGAAGCUCUUGGGCAUAUGCUUGUAGAAAAGAUCGAAUUUUAGAGUCUUGAUGAAUAGGUAAAGGGUUAGUGUCCGAGGAGCUUUGGAGUGUGCGGAUUUCAAUUUUAAAUUUCCAAGUAUGGAAU